CCGCUUGAUACCAGGAACCAGCUGAGUUGAUUUCUCGAAACUUCUAAUUUGUCGUCACUUCCGCCGGCGUUUUCUCACGUGUUUCAGUAGUUACUUGAGAUCUGAACCAAGAGGACGUGAACAGGAAAAAAGGCUCAAUAAUCGUUUACAAAUUUCAAAAUGGCAAAGGCACCAGCUGUAGGUAUUGAUUUAGGGACCACAUACUCCUGUGUGGGUGUAUUUCAACAUGGGAAGGUGGAAAUUAUUGCCAAUGACCAGGGAAAUAGAACAACACCAAGCUAUGUGGCAUUCACAGACACCGAAAGACUGAUUGGUGAUGCUGCCAAGAAUCAAGUUGCAAUGAAUCCCACGAACACAAUUUUUGAUGCUAAAAGACUUAUAGGAAGGAAGUUUGACGAUAGUGCAGUGCAGUCAGACAUGAAACACUGGCCAUUUACUGUUCUGAACGACGCAUCAAAACCAAAACUUCAGGUUGAAUACAAAGGAGAAACUAAGACAUUUUUCCCUGAAGAAAUCUCUUCAAUGGUUUUAAACAAGAUGAAAGAAACUGCAGAAGCUUUUCUUGGAAAGACUGUGACAAAUGCUGUUGUUACUGUACCAGCUUACUUCAAUGAUUCUCAAAGACAGGCAACAAAAGAUGCAGGCACAAUUUCAGGUCUCAAUGUUUUGCGUAUCAUCAAUGAGCCAACAGCUGCAGCUAUUGCUUAUGGACUUGACAAAAAGGUUGGAGGUGAAAGACAUGUGCUGAUUUUUGAUCUUGGUGGUGGAACCUUCGAUGUCUCCAUUUUGACAAUUGAGGAUGGUAUCUUUGAAGUAAAAUCCACUUCUGGGGAUACUCACUUGGGAGGUGAAGAUUUCGACAACAGAAUGGUUAACCACUUUAUACAAGAAUUUAAAAGGAAACACAAAAAGGACAUGAGUGAAAAUAAGCGAGCUGUCAGGCGUCUUAGAACUGCCUGUGAAAGAGCCAAGAGAACCCUAUCCUCCAGCACCCAAGCCAGCAUCGAGAUAGAUUCCUUGUUUGAAGGAAUUGAUUUUUACACGAGCAUCACUAGAGCUCGCUUUGAAGAACUUAAUGCUGACUUAUUCCGUGGUACUCUAGAGCCAGUUGAGAAGUCUAUAAGAGAUGCCAAGAUGGACAAGGCUGCAAUCCACGAGAUUGUGUUGGUUGGUGGUUCCACAAGAAUUCCAAAGAUCCAGAAACUCCUCCAAGACUUCUUUAAUGGGAAAGAGCUGAAUAAAAGCAUCAAUCCUGAUGAGGCUGUAGCGUAUGGUGCUGCUGUUCAAGCUGCCAUUCUCCAUGGAGACAAGUCAGAGGAAGUACAAGAUCUACUGUUGUUGGAUGUAACACCUCUAUCUCUUGGUAUUGAAACUGCCGGUGGCGUGAUGACCUCUCUUAUCAAGAGAAAUACAACCAUUCCAACCAAACAGACACAGACAUUUACAACUUACUCCGACAACCAACCUGGUGUACUCAUCCAGGUGUAUGAAGGUGAAAGAGCUAUGACCAAAGAUAACAACAUUUUAGGAAAAUUCGAGUUGACUGGAAUUCCACCAGCACCACGUGGUGUACCACAGAUUGAGGUAACAUUUGAUAUUGAUGCCAAUGGUAUUCUCAAUGUGACAGCUUGUGACAAGAGUACAGGAAAGGAAAACAAGAUUACUAUUACCAAUGACAAAGGCCGUCUCAGCAAGGAAGAAAUUGAUAGAAUGGUUAACGAUGCUGAAAAAUACAAGGCCGAGGAUGAGGAACAAAAAGAGAGAAUUACAGCCAAGAAUCAACUUGAGAGCUACUCGUUCAACAUGAAGUCAACUGUGGAAGAUGAGAAUUUGAAGGACAAAAUCAGUGAAGAUGAUAAGAAAACAAUCUUGGACAAAUGUAGCGAGGUCAUCAGUUGGUUAGAUAGCAAUCAGCUGGCUGCUAAGGACGAGUAUGAACACAAACAGAAGGAACUAGAGGGUGUAUGCAAUCCAAUUAUCACCAAACUCUAUCAAGCUGGUGGAGCUCCUGGUGGUGCUGGAGGUAUGCCAGGUGGUAUGCCCAAUUUUGGAGCUGGAGGAGCCGGAGGUGCUGCCCCAGGUGGUGGGUCAAGCGGCGGACCAACCAUCGAGGAGGUUGAUUAAAUACAAAUAUUCACAAACUUUGCUAGUCUACUGUGGAAGUUUGCAACAUCACAAACUGUCUAAUACUUUAACUAUUUAAAGCAAGUGUGCUUUUAGAUUUACUAAAGCUAUGAUUAUCAUCUAUUAUUUUUACAGAAUCUGUACCUUCGUUAAUUUGAUGUAAAAUUUGUAAGUUGACAAUCGCCAACCUUUCUUGAUCAUGAAUAGAAAUAGCUGAGACUGAAGCAUAAGAAUGAUCUAUUGUAGUGCUAUAGACAAACUCGUAAGCCUGUCAUUUUUUUCCAAGUUCAUUUGCAUAAUUUUGUACAUCAUUAUUUAUUUUCAAAGAUCUUGUUACUCCUGUUAAAACAUCACGUCCAAGUGAUCAUGAAUAAAAAAUUACUGAGCCUA
This is a messenger RNA of Mercenaria mercenaria, 2514 nucleotides long. Its product is annotated as heat shock cognate 71 kDa protein. Gene Ontology annotation, molecular function: ATP binding; ATP-dependent protein folding chaperone; misfolded protein binding. Lineage: Eukaryota; Metazoa; Mollusca; Bivalvia; Venerida; Veneridae. Gene Ontology annotation, biological process: protein refolding; cellular response to unfolded protein; vesicle-mediated transport. Gene Ontology annotation, cellular component: nucleus; cytosol; cytoplasm. The record is from RefSeq and is a predicted model, not a curated record. The transcript is spliced from 8 exons. The coding region runs from base 160 to 2124 and encodes 654 amino acids.